Messenger RNA from Schizophyllum commune H4-8, 332 nucleotides. RefSeq lists its product as uncharacterized. The record is from RefSeq and is a predicted model, not a curated record. The coding region runs from base 22 to 195 and encodes 57 amino acids. The transcript has a single exon. NCBI's taxonomy places the organism in Eukaryota, Fungi, Basidiomycota, Agaricomycetes, Agaricales, Schizophyllaceae.
GGAGGUGACGAGACACACGGCAUGUACCGUGAUCGCCGUCGGUGGCGUGUGAUGGGGCGGGACCCUGAUCCUCAACCCAUCAACUCAGCAAGCCUGUGCGCUGACAGUACCUGCCUGUUUGGGCGCUCUCCGUGCUUGGGAGAUUUAUCCAGCGGCGGGCGAGACUCGAUGCUCAAGAGAGCAUUAGCUCAAUGAAAUAAAAGACCUGAGACUGGUACAUGGCUCUACUUGUAGUCAACAGUAUUAGAAGUGUGUAGGGAUACUUCUCAGUGUGUAAGAUGGCUCCCGUCGAGCACAUCGAGCUGUGAGCAAAUGGAUGAGCAUGAGACAAG